AUGGUAUCUCAGCCGCAUGGAGGUCACCUUAUAAAGGGUCGUAGAGACGGUAUGGCGGCUUGCCAGCGUCCAAGAGUAAAUAGUCAAUGGUCUGUUUGGUACUGUGUUUUUGCAAUAGCGCUACAAAUUUAUAUUAUGGUAACUAGCAUUCAAAGGUUCACUCGCUACGUUUCCUUACCAUGGCCUCCACAAGGACAGCCUUACUUCGAACUUAAUGCUUAUGUGGCUUUCAUUGGAGCUGCUGUUGUUCUGAUGCCAUUUUUUGUAAUAUCUGCCCUCAUGAAAGUCGGAAAUUACGCCAACGAUGGUCAUAAAGUUGGUGAUGAAGAGCCAGAUAUGGUUGUCUACCAAAAUCUGCGCAAGAGAAAGUGUUGCCGAUGGGUUAAAUCUUUAUGGAAACAUGGAGGACCAGUUGCACCUUUGAUACAUCUUGCAGCAUCAAUGUGCCUUUUACUACCCAGGCUGCUUAUUGAAGCACAGCUAAUUAAGCAUGGCUUCCUAAGUAAAGGAGCCAUUUGGCGAACGGACUUGGAUUUCCUCAUUACUCAUAAGGACCGGUUAGUAACCCUGAGAUUUUUAGCUACAUUAAACGCAACAGAAGUAUGGGGGCAGCAAGGAGAUGAUUCACCAAGACCAUCUUUAAGGCCAGAAAUACAAAUGGAAGAAAACACCUUACUUUCUUCUGAGUUCAUAAAUUAUACAAUUGCACUUUUAGUUUAUGCUGUUCGAUAUCCAGCAGUUUUUUGGAAUGCCAACAAAAGCUUUGGUCUACUUUUCAGCUGCUACCUACUACUUACAUCCUCUCAACAACUGCUAGCAAUGGCCGGAUUCGCUAUCCUGUACAAAGUGCAUAUUUGUGGUCCGAGAGACGUAUUGCUAAGAUUUAGUCCUCUUUUUCUAAAUGUUAAAUUAGCAGUUUUGUCAUUUUUGGUAUACAGUGCACUAUUGACUUUUUCAGGGUCAGCCCUUUAUUUUUAUGGCCUUCAAAAGUAUAAUGAAUGGGUUGACAGUAGGGUACAAUGUCAACUUAUUCGAUGGAAGAAAGAAUCACGACGGUUAUGGGGAGUAGCUCCUCAUUUAACCGCCUUCGUUGCUUUGAUAGCAACUGCAUUAUGUGCUGGUCCAUUAAUGUAUGACUAUACCCUUCUCUAUUGUGGAAGCUUAGAUGGAGCUGUACUGGCUGGUGUAACCGGUACUAUUGUUCACCUCUUUCUGUGGAUUGUCUUGUGGCUCAUCUUGACUAUUAAGCAUCAAUGGGUAUUUAAUUCAGCUACAGUAAGUGGUGAUUUGCAGUUGAAUGGAUUCAAAGGAAGUGGACAAGAAGCUCCGCUUUUGGUAAUUGAUCACGGGCAAACUUACCAAGUUAGAGAAAAAGAUUCCAAAAAAGCAAUUUUAAGUGUUGUUCACAAGUCAAUGGCCUCCAUACCAAAAGUUUCGCCUUCAGAAGAUGAUGAUAUUUAUUGGUUAAAACCAAAGCCCCCACCUCCGAAAGACUCGGAAAGGGCAUCUACCUGGCAUAGAAAUCAAAGGAAAUCUCCGGGGCCUAAGCAUAAAGUAAUUUUCCAAGACGGACUUAUUGGUUCUUCUGCUACUUGUAAAAGAACCAGAUCACUUAAGAAGUCUCCAAAAGUCACGGGGAGAUUCAAAAAACAGAAUGUAAAGUUUGAAGAACUGUCAGAUUCUGAUGAUGGUGAUUAUGCUACUUUAAGAGACAUGACAGUUGUUCGCGAAGAAGGCGAUGGAGAAGAUGGACUACUUACCAAGACUUCGGCCUCGAGAUGGAAAUGAACUGAUGAGGAGAGACUACGAGAACUUACAAAUGCAUGAAUUUUC
Molecule: messenger RNA, 1833 nt
Organism: Uloborus diversus
Lineage: Eukaryota; Metazoa; Arthropoda; Arachnida; Araneae; Uloboridae
Gene: tinc
Product: protein tincar-like
Exons: 3
Coding region: 1-1788 (595 amino acids)
Source: RefSeq, a predicted model, not a curated record